AUGUCCUGUGUGCGCCGCCUCCUGCUCACAUCCCUGUUCCCGGCCCUCCUGCUUCACGGGCUGGGAGAGGGCUCUGCUCUCCUUCAUCCGGACAGCAGGACCCAUCCCAGGUCCUUGGAGAAAAGCGCCUGGCGGGCCUUCAAGGAAUCCCAGUGUCAUCACAUGCUCAAACACCUCCACAAUGGAGCCAGGAUCACCGUGCAGAUGCCACCUGCCAUCGAGGGCCACUGGGUGUCCACCGGCUGUGAGGUGCGGUCAGGCCCCGAGUUUAUCACCAGGUCCUACCGAUUCUACCACAACAACACAUUCAAGGCCUACCAGUUCUACUACGGCGGCAACCGCUGCACCAGCCCCACCUACACGUUGGUGGUCCGCGGCAAGAUCCGCCUGCGCCAGGCCUCCUGGAUCAUCCGCGGCGGCACUGAGGCUGACUACCAGCUGCACCGCGUGCAGGUCGUGUGCCACUCGGAAGCGGUGGCCGAGCAGCUGGGGCAGCUGGUCAACCGCACGUGCCCCGGCUUUGUGCCUGCUGGGGGCGCCUGGGUGCAGGACGUGCCCUACGACCUGUGGCGGGAGGAGGGCGGGCGCGAGUGCACCCGGGCCGUGAACUUCGCCAUGCACGAGCUGCAGCUGGUGCGCGUGGAGAAGCAGCACCUGCCACACAGCCUGGACCGCCUGGUGGAGGAGCUCUUCCUCGGGGACGUGCACACCGACACCACCCAGAGGAUGUUCUACCGGCCGUCCAGUUAUCAGCCGCCGCUGCAGAAUGCCAAGAACCACGACCACGCCUGCGUCGCCUGCCGCAUAAUCCACCGCUCGGACGAGCACCGGCCUCCCCUGCUGCCCCCCAAGGCGGACCUGACGGUGGGGCUGCACGGCGAAUGGGUGAGCCAGCGCUGCGAGGUGCGGCCCGAGGUCCUCUUCCUGACACGCCACUUCAUCUUCCACGACAACAACCAUAGCUGGGAGGGACAUUACUACCACUACUCGGACCCCGUGUGCAAGCACCCCACCUUCACCCUCUACGCCAGGGGCCGCUACAGCCGCGGCGUGCACUCCGCCAGGGUCCUGGGCGGCACGGAGUUCGUGUUUAAAGUGAACCACAUGAAGGUCACCCCCAUGGAUGCGGCCACGGCCUCGCUCCUCAACGUCUUCAGCGGGAACGAGUGCGGGGCCGAGGGCUCCUGGCAGGUGGGCGUCCAGCAGGAUGUGACCCACACCAACGGCUGCGUGGCCCUGGGCAUCAGGCUGCCUCACACGGAGUACGAGAUCUUCAAGAUGGAGCGGGACACCCACGGCCGCUAUCUGCUGUUCAACGGCCAGAGACCCAGCGAUGGCUCCAGCCCGGAUCGGCCCGAGAAGAGAGCCACGUCCUACCAGAUGCCCCUGGUGCAGUGCGCCUCGUCGGCACCCAGGCCUGAGGACUUCUCCGAGGACCCUGGCGGGCACGGGCACCGCAACUGGGCCCCCGGGAGCAGCCCAGGUCCCCUGCUGCUGGCCGGACUCACCGGCCUCUGGACUCUGUCACCCUGGCUCGGCCUUGGCUAG
This is a messenger RNA of Rangifer tarandus platyrhynchus (Svalbard reindeer), 1548 nucleotides long. NCBI's taxonomy places the organism in Eukaryota, Metazoa, Chordata, Mammalia, Artiodactyla, Cervidae. The record is from the annotation of a GenBank genome assembly.